AUGUGGACCGCAGCUGAUCUCAGUUCAUACACACACACACAUACUCUCACUUGCUCACACUAAAAACAGAAGGAAUUUAUAGUUUUAUAAGAAAGAAAUUCACAAAUACACAUAGCUCGGGGAUCUUGACUGAAUCUGGCAUCAUGAGUCUUAAACAGCCCUGCAUCUUUCUCAAAGGAGCCAAAAAGAGACAUUCAAGAGCACUUACACGUGAUGAGAUAGAAGAGUUACGUGAAGCUUUUGUAGAGUUUGAUAAGGACAAGGAUGGUUUAAUAAGCUGUAAAGACUUGGGGAACUUGAUGAGGACCAUGGGUUAUAUGCCAACUGAAAUGGAGCUGAUAGAACUGAGCCAAAACAUCAACAUGAACCUUGGUGGGCGGGUGGAUUUUGAGGAUUUUGUCGACCUAAUGACCCCCAAGCUUCUGGAUGAAACUGCAGGGAUGAUUGGUUUGAAGGAACUCAAAGAUGCUUUCAAAGAGUUUGAUUUAGAUGGCGAUGGUGCUAUCACUUCUGAUGAGAUGAAACAUGCUAUGUUGAAGUUGAUGGGCAAACACACCAGCAAAAAUGAAAUUGAUGCAGUGGUCAAGGAGGCUGACAACAACGGUGAUGGAACAGUUGACUUUGAGGAGUUUGUGAAAAUGAUGUCACAGAAAUGAGAACAGAGGAAUGAUGAAAGGAGCGGAUGUAUUUUUAUUACGUUUUCUGUUAUUGUUGUUUUGUAAUUUCUGGUAAUGGGCUCCUGCAUCACUGCUAGAUAAUGUGGCACUCAUUAGUUUUUAAAAAUCUUACUUAUUAAUUUAUGGAUUUGCUAUUGUCAAAAUUUGUUAGCUCUAGAAAGCCAGACCUGAUUUUGUGUAUUUGUCACUUGUCCCCUUCUUUCUUAAUGCUCUGAACGUGUCCAAGUUAAAAAUGACAGGUUGUAUCUGUGUCAUUGUUUGAUUUUUAAAAUUUAUAAAUAAAUAUAAAAAAUUAAAAAUAGCAACUCUACAGUAUAUUAAGUUAAUUUAUGAUCUGGACAGACUUGGUGGGCUGCAGUGCAUACUGAUAUUUCAUGCUGGAAGUGAUUUACAUUGCAUGAAUUCCUUCCUGGACAUUUUCACCUAUAUUAGUACUGCAUGUUUAGCUGAAAUUCUUGUUUUUGGCUCAGAAAAAGGAUUGCAAUUUAUGUAAAACUACAGAAGGUCAUUGAUUUGCAGUUUAACUUAGCAGUGGAGUUUACUGACACGCUAAUUACUGUAUUCCCUGAACAGAUACAUGCAUUUCCCCACUUUUACUGCUAAUCACCAGACAGGAAGUGUAGUCUAAGUGGUGCUGUGUUCUUGGAUUUUAAUAACCCUUAUUUGGAUAAAACAUCAGAGAUUAGGUUUCUUUAUUGCUCUGUGACAUGUGAGAUAAUUAAAACAUAUGUGAUGAUUGUGGUAGAGAU
Molecule: messenger RNA, 1426 nt
Organism: Neolamprologus brichardi
Lineage: Eukaryota; Metazoa; Chordata; Actinopteri; Cichliformes; Cichlidae
Gene: cabp5b
Product: calcium binding protein 5b
Cellular component (GO): cytoplasm
Molecular function (GO): calcium ion binding; calcium channel regulator activity
Source: RefSeq, a predicted model, not a curated record